AUCAAUUAAGCAGAAAAACAAUGUAUGUAUAUUAAUAAAUAAAUAGAUGGUGCUUAUACAGAAUCCAGGAUAAAACCCCACUGGAAAAAAACCCACCCAGACAUAACCCCACUGGAAAAAACCCCACUCUGACAUAACCCCAUCAAUAAAUGAGAAAAAUGGACAAAACCCCACUGUGACCAUUUUACACAUAAAACUGAAAAAUAUGAAAUAAAGUUGAAAUUUCUGUUUUGGAAGAAUAAAAUUAUAAAUAAAAUUCACAAAAUAGAUUAUGAUAAAGAAUAAAGUUUACAUUUGUAUUUUGAUCAGUCAAGUGUUGCACUGAUUGCAUUGAUCUCCAUGACAAAGGAUUAUCUGAACUUUGUGAUCAAGAGAUUAAGGAGGCCAGGUUUUCUUCUAAGAGAUCAAGGAAAUCAUGGAUUUAGGGCUUCCCAUUGUUGAUUGGGUAUGUCAUAAAUUCUACAUCAGAUGGACCCCUUAUAAGGUUGAAGAAUACUACGUCAGUAUUCAUUUCCUGAGAACUGUAAAUACAACUAUGGAAGUUAUCAAGAACAACAAGGGUGGUCUCAAGCUAAUUCACGAAGGCUACUUGUAUACUAAGAGGUAUGCCAGGAAGAAUAUUCGAUGGGAGUGUUCCAGCAGAGCUGCAUUUACUUGUAAAGGCGGUGUGACUUCAGACCUGGAGAUAAAGACCAUCGUUAGUUUCACACAACAUAGCCAUGAUCCACAGGAUCAGUCUGUAGCAGUGGCAAAGCUGCGUUCAGCCAUGAAGGAGCGUGCUGGCACAUCACGUGGUACACUUACUCAGCUCCUAGUCGAUUCCAUCAGUGACACACCUGUAGAUGUACGCGCAGAACUCGGUAAACCUGAUCACAUCAAACGUGCACUGCGUCGAGAACGGGCUAAACAUAUGCCCAAGAACCCCACUUCGCUCCGUGAUCUCAUGCUAGAUGAUGAAUGGACCACUUCAAGUGAUGGAGACAGAUUUCUCAUAUAUGACAACGGUGUGGAUUCCUCUGAUCGUAUGUUAGUGUUCGGGACUGAUGACGGAUUACGUCACCUUGCCAGUUCUGAGUCAUGGUUUAUGGAUGGAACAUUCACUGUUGCUCCACUGUUGUUUACUCAGCUGUAUGUGAUUCGUGUUCCACUCGGUGAGUCAGCUGUGACGUGUGUGUAUGCAUUUCUACCAAACAAGCACCAAUCCACAUAUGAGGAACUAUUCAUAUCAAUUCAGGAUCGCUGCAGCGAGCUAGGAUUCCAGGCUGAUCCUGUAACUGUCACCCUCGACUUUGAACAAGCUGUGAUGAAUGCAGUAAUAACAACCUUUGGUCCACAAGUCAAUGUUCAUGGAUGCUUCUACCAUCUUACGCAGAGCACGUGGAGGAAAAUACAGAGUCUCGGCCUUGUUCAACGCUAUCGGGAAGAGAAGGAUGUUAAGCUUUUCUGUGGUAUGCUUGAUGGACUGGCAUUCCUACCAGUUAAUGAUGUACCAGAGGGGAUGACCUAUCUGCGUGACAACACCCCUGAUGGGCUGGAACCCUUGCUCGUGUAUUUUGACAGCACUUAUGUGUCAGGAUCUUAUCGCCGUAUUCAGCCUCCUCAACGAUCAGAUGGAUCUGUACCUCCUCUUUGUAUGCGCCGUAUUCCCCCUGCGUACGCACCAUCCAUCUGGAAUGUGCACACCAUCACAUUGAAAGGUGGAUCCAGAACCAAUAACAUAUGUGAGGGGUGGAACAAUUCCUUUGCGAAACUAGUUGGACAUGCCCACCCAACCAUCUGGAGAGCCAUAGACAGCAUUCGGAAGGAUCAAACCCAGGCUGCUACUGCACGACUUAUGGAUGAGCGUGGUGAACGACCUGCAAAACGGGUACGACACCACAUAAAGAAGCUGCAGACGAAGCUCCAUAACCUCUGCACUGACAGACGGGAUGACAUCAAGUCCAUUUCGGAAGUUCUGAAAGGCAUCGGCCACUGUGUGAGGUGGAAGUAGGCUAGAUUACACUUGUUUCAAUAAAAAAUAAAUACUGUA
Molecule: messenger RNA, 2029 nt
Organism: Gigantopelta aegis
Lineage: Eukaryota; Metazoa; Mollusca; Gastropoda; Neomphalida; Peltospiridae
Exons: 2
Coding region: 416-1990 (524 amino acids)
Source: RefSeq, a predicted model, not a curated record